UACUUCAGUUGUGAAGUUGCUAGAGAGCAACAGAAGUCACAGAAUCUCUCUUUGGAAAUGAAAUGGUUGCCAUGACAAUGCUCCCAGCUGCUUCUUGCCCCAGAUGAGAAAAUCAUUUUUAGACUCCCAUAUUACAAGUUCCAGUCUGUGUUAUAGUUCUGCAUUGCUGCAGGAGGACUGACUCAGAAGAUGCUGCUGAAGAGUUCAGUGGGAUUUGUUCUAUUCUUGCUUUUUCAUUUCCCUGUGUCAGUGAUGACCAAAGAGGCAGUGGUCUUGGCUAAUGCCCACCUUCUCCCUCAAAGAGGCUAUGAGAGACUGGCUAACAUCAAUGAAAAAGACUAUCCAAGGGAUUGUUUUGAGAUUUUUCAGCACUCCAAAGGAAAUUGCAGAGAUGGUCUUUACAUCAUCCAACCAAAGGAAGACCCAAUUGUUGUCUCUUGUAAUAUGCAGGAUGGUGGCUGGACAGUAAUUCAGCACAUUACAGCCAAUAGUACUGUCGACUUUGAUAGGACCUGGCAGGAUUACAAAUAUGGAUUUGGCUCUGUUCAUGACAACCACUGGCUAGGAAAUGAAUAUAUGCAUCAGUUAACAGGAAGCACUGUGCAAUAUAUACUUGGAGUUAAACUUGUAGAUCUAAAUGCUGAAAUCAAAUGGGGACAGUAUGAACCAUUCCUUAUUGAAGAUGAAAAGUCUCAAUACCGAAUUAGGGUUGGCCUAUACAAAGGCAACGCAACUGAUGCUCUGACCCUGGACACAGAAGCUUACCUCCAUGACAACCAGAAGUUCACCACCAAGGACAAAGACAAUGACAAUUACUUUCAGAACUGUGCCAAACUAGAACACAAUGGCAUUCCUGGGGGAGGCUGGUGGUACGACGCAUGUGCUGGCGCGAAUCUAAACCGUAGGAAUGUGAUAUAUUGGCAAAAGGACUGCAACAAGAAACAUUUGUGCAAGUUUGCAUGGAUGAUGGUUAAACCCAUUGACCACAGCCUGUUGUAUGCAACCACGUCUUGUCCAUGUCAGAAGGAAGAACUGUAGGUGAGCCAUAUGUCCUUUGAAAGGAACAUGGAUUCCUUGUCAAGUGACUGAAGUGAGAUCACAUUGAUUGAAAAAGUAAUCAUGACUGGAAAAUUAAUUCGGGACUUUGCAAGGCCUUUAUGACACCAUAUUGUCCAGGAUUGGACCGAAAACAUACAUAUAACUACCAACCACAAAAGUAAUAAUAGAGGUGGCUGACUGAAACUGAGGCCUCUAACAAAAGAUUUAAAUGACCCACUUUAUAGAAUUUUAGCCUUCAAAGGAUUUAGAUAUGAAAUCCAUGAUAUGAUGUUUUGUAGUAGAUAUACAUGCAUUUCAGAAGGUUUUGCUCCAGUAUGAAUGUUCACUGUUAACUGCACAUCUUCGUAAGUCAUGCAGGAAGGAAAUUUCAAUGGAAGUACCUACAUUUGCAAAAUGCAUAUCAAAGAGUAUUGUAUACCAUAGGACAGCAUCAGAUCUUUCCUUUCUACCUUUAAUGAAAAGUAUUUUAAUAUUCGAAAUUGGAGUUAGCCUUAUCUCCAAUGGCUUCUUUUCCUAUUCAUUAACUUUUCUUUUUAUCUCUACUUUUUAAUGCUUCCAUACCCAAUGAAGUAUUUAGCACAGUCUUUUCUUCCUUCUUAUUAGAGCAUCUUGAGCUAAUGGACUCAUCAGCUUUCUUAUUAAAAGCUACUAAUCUAAGGCUUACAACUCCUCUGAAUUUUUCCUCAAGAAACACAGUGAACACUUUAAAAAAAAAAAAAAGAUUAGGUUGAUUUAGCAUUUUUUUAUUUAUUGUUUCAUUUUUUUUCCUCAGUAUUACUGCAUUUUAUUUAUCAUGUUUUGACUGUUGCUUCUUUCUGUUCUAUGAUGGGCUUAAGCUUUUUCUCUUUUUAAUACCACUAUGAGGUAAGAACAGUGUGUUGGCUUUACUUCACAUUUGCUAGCUUCAGUUGU
This is a messenger RNA of Cygnus atratus (black swan), 1971 nucleotides long. Its product is annotated as fibrinogen-like protein 1-like protein. The transcript is spliced from 3 exons. Bases 190 to 1038 code for a protein of 282 amino acids. NCBI's taxonomy places the organism in Eukaryota, Metazoa, Chordata, Aves, Anseriformes, Anatidae. The record is from RefSeq and is a predicted model, not a curated record.